Molecule: messenger RNA, 654 nt
Organism: Ilex paraguariensis (yerba mate)
Lineage: Eukaryota; Viridiplantae; Streptophyta; Magnoliopsida; Aquifoliales; Aquifoliaceae
Source: the annotation of a GenBank genome assembly
AUGGCAAAAGAUGAAGACAUUCUGAAGGAAAUGUCAUCGUCCAACUCUCCAUGUGCGGCGUGCAAGUUUCUCCGGCGAAAGUGCACCCAAGAGUGUGUAUUUGCUCCCUAUUUCCCACCGGACCAGCCUCAGAAAUUCGCCAACGUCCACAAGGUCUUCGGCGCAAGCAACGUCGCAAAACUCUUAAACGAACUCAACGCCGCCCAACGCGACGACGCCGUGAAUUCCCUUGCAUACGAAGCCGAAGCUCGCCUCCGAGACCCAGUUUAUGGCUGCGUAGGACUCAUCUCGAUCCUUCAACACCGUCUCAAGCAAGUCCAACACGAUUUGUAUAACGCUAAGAAAGAAUUGGCUAAUUAUAUUGGCCCAUCGGCGAUGUUGCCCAUCCUUCAACAUCCUGGGUUUAUUCAACAACACCCCAACAUUCCGGCAACUUCGGUGAUGCCCUAUAAUAUGCAACCCAUGUUGGGGUUACAGGCUGGUCCGUCUCACGGGACUCAAUUGAUGAUCCGUGAGCCUCAGCCGUUGCAUCACCAGCAACAAAUGCUGGAGGCUCAACAGCUGGCGGCGGUGGUGGCGGCGAGAGAACAACUGGAGAUGAUGAGGACUUAUGAGCAGCAGCAGCAACAACAACCACUACCCCAGGCAACAUGA